AUGGCGCAGCGUGGAACGCCGGAGUUUAGUGAAGAGUUGUUCGCCGUAAUGCUCGAAUCCUGUAGCCCGACGAGGACACACGUGGAGGCACUCACACACGCUGUGCUCCGUCACCUCCCGCGGGCCGCAGAUGCAUGGGCCGCACUGCGCAAAGCCCUCGUCCGCCAGCAGGAAUUGGAGUCGGAUGAGAACAGGGCUCUGUGGUAUGUGCUGGACUCGCUGAUGAAACACGCUCCACAUGUGUUUGUGCCUCUUGUGGCGCCGAGACUGUAUGAUUACGUCGUGCAGCAAAUGCCGUGGCAUCUCGUGGGUGUUGUGUCCACAAUGGGAAGUGGGGCUCUCUGGUGUGAUGCGAUGAUUCGCACAUGGGAGGGAGUACUGCCACCCCAUCUUUUCCGUAGUGUAAAGUCCUUUGUCGUGCAGCUGCGUAGUGGUAAGGAAUUAGCUAAUGCGAUGAAUCUGAAUGAUGAUGGUAGCAACAAGAACGACGAUGACGUUCAGUUUAUUGAUCCACCAGCAACGCGUGAAAAUAUGCAACAAUUACGGGAAACUUGGGAGGUGUUUAAAUCAUUCGCAGCUGAAGGAGUCACUGGAGUGAAGGAUACCGUAGUAACCACAAGAGAAGAAAGAGGAGUGACGAAAAGAGAAGUAACGGAAACGCGGAAAGAGUCCAAUACAUCAUAUCUUGUACAAGUAAAGCAUGAACCCGGAACUUAUACGAAUAUAAAGACAGAUAGUAAAGUACAAGAUCCCGAUAGCGAUGAUGAUGAUAGUGAUGUGGAGUAUAUGCCAGAGUUCGUCAAGGGGGCCAAGCAACGUGAGAUGCCUUCAUUGACAGCGGAUGGUGGUGUACCGCAGCGGGCCCGUCGUGCAGCCCGUCGUCGGCCGCGUGAAGAGGAAUGA
Molecule: messenger RNA, 903 nt
Organism: Trypanosoma theileri
Lineage: Eukaryota; Euglenozoa; Kinetoplastea; Trypanosomatida; Trypanosomatidae
Exons: 1
Coding region: 1-903 (300 amino acids)
Source: RefSeq, a predicted model, not a curated record